Molecule: messenger RNA, 9818 nt
Organism: Alosa sapidissima (American shad)
Lineage: Eukaryota; Metazoa; Chordata; Actinopteri; Clupeiformes; Clupeidae
Gene: tasor2
Product: transcription activation suppressor family member 2
Exons: 22
Coding region: 447-9683 (3078 amino acids)
Biological process (GO): negative regulation of gene expression, epigenetic
Cellular component (GO): nucleoplasm
Source: RefSeq, a predicted model, not a curated record
GCCUAUCUGACAGAACGCAGCAACGCAACAACCACAAGCGACUUACAUUGAGGAAGUUACAAAAUGGCAGUUAAGCACUUCCUAACUUUCUGUUUCUUACCCUGCAAGUUAGGCAAGUUCGUAGCGAAACAUAGGCUAAUCGAAUGUCCUUAACGAGGAAAAUAUAGUCAAUGUAGAAAUAUUAUGACAAUAUUAGCAAAAACUCAAGUGUUCCAUAAAAAUGUUUAUGACUUCUCGCUUCCUGGUUGCAACAUAUUUUUCCAAGAAGAACCCUGCAAGUGAAGUGAGACAAACGGAAUACGCUUUCAACGAUUCACUAAAAGCUACUGAUCCACAACAUUUGGAUUACUAUUUACUGUAGUCUAGUCUAGUUGCUGACAGCUUCUUCAGAUGUUUUUCAACAGGAUAAAACGGACUGACCAGAAACUCAGCUAAACAGACUAAUCAUGGAAAAUGAUAUCGGAUCGAGAGAAGGUCUUUUGGAACCAGUGCUUCCAGGUUCAGCGAUAUUUGAUGACAGUAUUCUACCACCCCUGCAUAACUCUUAUCUGUAUGAGGAGUCUAGAAACUCAUUCAUUUACAGUUCUGCACAUCUGAUAAAUAAUGACAUCUUGCAGAAAAGAUAUACUACCUUCCGAGUGGAGAAGAAAGAGAGUGGUUACACCGAGGAGGAACUCGAGGAGUCGUUUGGUUUCUUGUUGUUUGAGGAUGAAAGCAAGGCAAACACACUUGGGGAUAGUGGUUUACUCACUGGACACAGUUCAUGCUCUACGCUUGGAGAUCCUUCAAAGGGAGUGUAUGUUUCAAAGUACUCAGACUGCCUGGAUGUGAAACGAUGGUACUGUGGGAAGUCUGGCUAUAUUGCUAUAGUGAGACUUACAAAGGGCAGAGUGAAAGAAAUGAGUGACAACUACACUGUGAACUUCACUCCUCCCACAGAAGGGUUUGACUGCCAUGAGUCAGAUCAACUCAGCACAGUCACAGCCACUACCAGCUCCUUUCUGGCAUUUGAGAGAACUCAGCACUAUAUGUAUGAGCUGUUGACUGGAGGUAAAGACACAGAGAAGUGUCCUCGACAUGUGUGCCCAUUUGCAAUAGUGGCAUUUUCUUAUGGCAAAGCACAUCCUACUGUUCCUGAAUCAUCAGAAAAAAGUCAAGAGAAAACAGUGUUUUACUACCAGCCCUGGACAGGCCAAUUGGUGGUUGAUUCUUUAGUCUAUGAAAUUGGACUAAAGUCCAGCAAUGGAGCUUUGUUACCAGCUAAACUCCCGAAGACAUUAAAGAUCAAAACUGUAAUGAGAGUAUCUGAUCUGAGGAUGUUAUUGCCAAAAGACAUUUUUGAAACCUGUUUUUCUGGUGAAGUUAUGGUGGGAGGAAAAUGUUGCACUCUUUUUGAAGUGGUAUCCACUGUGACAGAUGACAACCUUCUCUCAAUUCUUACUGAGGAGGUGAAGGAGAAAGACAUGGCUCUUGUUUUUCAGUUGGAUGACGCUGGUUUUUUUGUGCUGUUGCACUCAUCUUACUUCCUUUCGUAUGAAGAUGCAAAUUCAGAGAAAAAAGAAGCACUACAAGGCAUGUUUAUAUUCCCAGACUCUCGAACUAUACAGCGAGAUACUAAGAGUUGUCGUAGAAAGUCACCACUAUCAUCAGAAGUUCUCCAAGUUCUGCCAGCAUUGAACUAUGCAGAGACAGAAAUGGAGAAGUCUGGUCCGGGUCAGCAUGAGAAGAUUACAUUACUCCUGGAGAAACACCUUGAGCAUUAUGGGACUCUGAUUCAUCCAGGAUUGCAAAGCAGUCCCCAAAGAGAGGCCAGUAUGUUUCCUGACCAGUAUGAUGUGCCUUAUGUGUUCAAACACCUUUUUCCAACACCAAAGUGGACAGAAGUCAUCAAGUUACAAGUGAGGUCAUAUUUGGAUCAGCCCUGCUCCUUUGAGUUUUCUGUGAAAAGAGCUACUGAGCUGCUUUUGGCUGGUCGAGAGCAGCGCAGAGACGACCCCGAUGAUGAGGUGUAUUACUGCAUCUCAUCACCAGAGGAAUCUCCUAGGAGCCCAACAGUUGUAUGGCUUGAGAAGCCUUCGGAAGCAGAUGCCAGCUGCCCUACUGACACAUUUGUGGAGAUUCAACAUGCAGCUGAACAGUUAUCAGAAAGUUGUGAGCCAGAGUCACCCCCUGAAUCUAUACAGCCUGAACUGUCUGACUUAAGUAAACUCAGUGAUACUGAGAUACUGAGCAAGGGAAGCAUUCCUGCCCUCAAAACUUUACCUACAACUUUAGGAUUUGAUCUUGGAGAAACAACAAUAUCCAUGGAGAUAACUCCGCCUACAGCUGCAGUGGUCACAACAAAUGUAUUGACAUCUUCUUUCCCAAAGGAGUGUGACACUGUGAACUCUUGUGAUGACCAAGCACUGCAGAUGAGCGCAGCUGCUCAGGAGGUGGUGACAAAUGAAAGUAGACUCCCUAUCAGUUCAAAGACCAAUGCACCUUUGGAGGCUAGUGAUGCCAAAAUUGUUAUGACUGAGCCAGAUGUGCAUCUGGGUCCAGAAAUAAAGAGAGCACCAUCUCAAACUGACUGGAGGAGCCUACCUCGGCGUAGAGGCAGGAAACGCAAGAGAAUAUCUAAAACGUCUGUGUCAAAAAUGACGUCAGUGCAUUCCAGCAGUUUAUCCCCUGGUGUUGCAACCAAGGACUCAGAUGGUCAAUGCAUGGGAGCUGAACAGAACCAACCCGAUACUGAAAAGGACCAGUCAAUCCUGCUGAAACUGAACAGUGAGGAUAAGCCAUCUGUUGAUCAGGUUGAAUUGCCAAGCAGCACCAGUGAAUGUUGGGAAAAUAGUAAUUCCCCGAGUCAGGAAAAAGUAGAAAACAUUUCAUUUGAAGCUGAUAUUCUCUCUAAAACUAACUGGAAAAGUCUACCUAGACGUUGCAGGAAAGACCAGGACGGUCAAACUGAUGUACCCAAAAGGGGUAAGAUAGAGCUUUUGGGAGAAUCUAGUAAAGAGACUACACAAAUCCAUCCAAUGAAAAGGAAGAUGGAGAGAGAGAGUCUAAGAUAUGGUCUAAAAACUAUUGUCACUGACUGUGGAAGGAUAUUUGUUCCCCAUGGCUCUGAAGUGCCUAAUAAGGAUUUAGAUUUAGUGGUAAAGCGGCAGAAAACAGCUGAUGGCGAAAGUGGUUUAAAGAAAACAGAGGUUGAGGUUGAAGAGUCGAUUUCACUUUCAAAAUCAUUACAUAAAGCGGACAGUGUAGAUAUCAAUGAGACCAUAAAUGCUGAUUUGGUACCAAAAGUAAAUGACAAACAAGAUUCACUACCUUUGACCAAAGAAACAGGGGCAACUACAAAACACUCGGAGGAAUCCCCAGAUCAAAAUUCAGACACACCAUGUCAGACAGUCCACACAUCUCCUACUUUUCAGGAUCAACAAAACACUGGAAAUGAGUCUUCCAGUGCAGUAAAAAUAGCUGCAGAUGAAACUCAGUUAACAGAUACUGAAAAAGUUAAAGAAGCAGGUAGCACAGAACCUUCUCAAAAGAAAAAGAAAAGAGCCACUGAAUACACUAUUAUUUCAAUCAGUCAGUUAAGAACUGUUUUGAGGAGAGGCAAAAAAGAUAGUGAUUCAGCUGCAGAAAAGGGAACGGAGGGGGAAAAAACUGAGUCUAAGCCUAAUUCAGAGAGACCCCAGGGUGAUGAUAAAAACAAAGAUGACUGUGAAAGCAACAGUGACGGUGUCACUCAGGGUUACCCAGAUCAAAAAAGCCCAGCAGAGCAACUUCAGCCAAGUCAGAAACCUCAGAGUGCGCCGAGUUCUGAACAGGAACCAUCUGACAAAAAACCCUUGGAGCCUAGCAUAAAGCUGUCUGAAGACUUGACAAAGCCUAAUUCAGAGAGACCCCAAGGUGAUGAUAAAAACAAAGAUGACUGUAAAAGCAACAGUGACAGUGUCACUCAGGGUUACCCAGAUCAAAAAAGCCCAGCCAUUCCAACAACUGAAGAUUCAGAACAACUUCAGCCAAGUCAGAAACCUCAGAGUGCGCCGAGUUCUGAACAGGAACCAUCUGACAAAAAACACUUGGAGCCUAGCAUAAAGCUGUCUGAAGACUUGACAAAGCAGGCUCAAAUCAGGCACGUUUCAUCUGAUGAAAAUGUGCCAUUGCCUAAAAAGGCAUCACCAAAAGGAAAGAAACGUGCCAAUUCCUCAAGAAAAGGGCGUAAGGGGAAAGCCAAGGACGUCUUCAAAGAAAAUGAGCGGCUCAAUUCUGACACACCAUCAUCUCAAAACACUGAACAAUUAAAACAAGCACAUACUCAAACAGGCAAUGACUCUUUUACUGGGCAUGGGUUGGAAGAGCCAUGUGUUGGCUUAGGCCAAAAGAGCUGCAGUGUGGAAGGAGUGGUCAACGCAUUGUGUAUGCCAGCUGAUGCUCUGACCUUACUGGCUGACAUAGCCCUCAGUGGCAGGAGUGGGAAACAUGAAAUAAGACUGCAAAACCUUGGACUAGAUUCAGAGGGCAAGCUCGGUCAAAGACGGGGAACGCGAGACGGUGUGAAAGAAUGCGGCUCUCAAGUGUCCGUCCUCCAUUCACUAUUGAGAGACUCUAAGUCAUUAAAGAUCCCGAUAGCUCCAAGGUCACCAUUGCCUAAGGGUCUUGUUAUGAAGGGAGAGUGUGUUGUGUUCAUUUCCAAAGAUCACUCAUACUCACAGCCAUCAUCUCUGGUGUUGGGUCUGUCAGGUGCACACCUCCAGGCCUUACCUUUCCGAAAAAGUACUGAUUCCCUCACUAUGCCAAAUUCUGUGGAACUGCAAGGCAGACCUUUGAAUACAAGAAAAGACUGGAUACUGCUACAACGUCAGCCCUGUGUAAACAGAAAUGGAUUGGAACAACAGUCACCCAUAAAAAAGCUACUGCCAUCCAACAGCAAGGAGAUGCGAAAAUGUAAACGGCGCAGACAGAUUGUUGAAAAAGAUGGAUCAAUUAAAGUGACAAGACUGUGGCGGGAACAGUAUGACUUCAGUCUGGAUAGCAAGUUCACAAAUGACCCGCACGAUAAGGCUGUCACAAGAGCACUGCAUGGCCCAUGGAACGUCAACAUUGUGGACAGUCCUGAAGAAGUCCAUCUGAUCUUCCACAUGUGGAUAGGUCUGUUCUAUAGCAGAUCAGCAUCUCGAUUCUUUCACAUCGACCCAGUUGGUUUCAUUCUGCAAGAUGGUGGACAUACAAAAUUGCCUGAGGAAGUUGAACUUCAUUCCACUGCAAGCUUUUCCAAGUCUGACAGGAUGAACGUCUCCUCGCAGAAAAACACCUCUUUGAAGGUGGUACCCUCUCCACUGCCUGCUAAUCCAGGGGUUCUAAAUCUAAGUGAUAAGACCAAGAAAACCUCUACAUCUGCAUCUGAGGUGUUGGAUCUCUCAGUGAAAGGUUGUACACCAUUGAAUCUUACCUUUGCAAACACCAAGACAAGGGAAACCUUCACUGAAAGACCUGAUCCACAAUAUUUGGAUCUUCCAAUGAGUGAAAUAAAGUCACGACUGGUCUCUACAAACACAAAUUGUCAGCUCAGAGUCAACAAUGCGGCUGACAGCACUGGCAAUAUCAAAAGGGACAAUAUCAGUGUACAUGGAAUCCAGACAAAGAGCCAUAAUACUUAUGAGAAUGCCAGCAACACCAAGCCCUCCAGCACCUGUGCCUCAGAAAGCAGUGGUUAUGGCAAUACUCAACAGGCAACAAAUAUAGGGAGUGAUUUUCAGGAUUCUUCUGAUGUCCAGAAGAGAUUAGAUGGUUUGCCUGGCACCAAAGAACUGACCCAUGGCGGAAGUAGUGCACCUGUUGUUCAACUUAACAGUAGUGAUGAAAUUGUUAGUAAAGAAGACACCAUUUCCUCCCAGAUGCACUACAGUUCAGCUGUGAAAUCUACAUCUCCAAAGCACACUGAAAACAUCUUUGCUUGUGGGAAGUUUACAACAGUAUGCCUAGAUAAUGAGAGCAAUGUUUGUUCCAAUCACAGCAGUGUUGUCACAUCCAUUGGACUUGAGCCAGUAAAGAUUAAAGCUAAGGUUCAGGACAAAACAGCAGCAGUUGAAACAGCAGCAGCAGUUGAUGAUCAGCAUCAUUCUAAAGUUGAUACUAUCGUGACAGUGCAGGAUAUGGACCAUUCUAAAGAUGCCACUACCAAGACUGAGCAAAAUCUAAGUGAUUCUAACUCUGAGACCAUUAUGAUUGUGCAGGAUCCAGAAGCUUCAAAGGAGAAAGUUAUUUUGGCUGCACAAUGUCCAUCUGGUUCAAAGGUAAAAAUGGUACAAGAGCAAAAUGUCCCCUGUACAGAGAGCAUCAUGUCUGUGCAUGAUCUGAAUGAUGUACAUUCUGAUGCCAUGGUAGUGGAUGAUCCAAGUGACUGUGAAGUUGAAAAGGAGGUGCCAAUGGAUUCUGAAGUUCAACCAUUCGUUACGGAGCACAACCAUAAUGAGACUAAACCUGAGACAACAGUGACGGUGCAAGCUCAAGCUGAAUCUGAAAUGAUGGCUGUUGUGAAUAUGGAUCAGAAUGACUCAACACCAAGUGAACUAGUGGAAGAAGGGGAACUCAUUAAUAGUGAAAGUGAGACACAAGUAGAACUGGAUAAUCUAAACACAGCAGUAUCAACAUCAGAAGAGAAUAACAGUUGUUCUGAAGAUGCAACGAUGAUGGAUUUGAGUGAAAACAGUGUACAAAUGGGUAGAACGGCAGUGUGUGCUGUAAAUGAAAAUGAAGGUAGGGCACCCAUGGAGGUACAGCUAGAAUGCAACUUGAAAUGUGAGAUAUCCGCUGCAGGUAAUGAAAGUCAAGUUGACACAGGCAUGGAGGUUGUGGAAAAGAUUGAUCAUGAAAAUGUGGAACAUGAGAUUUUGCCUGAGGUCACAGUAGUGAAAGCAUGCAGUCAUGAAGGAAAUGUGAAGGAAGAUUUGACAUCAACAAUGGAGCAAAACGAACAAAUCAAUCAGUCAAGAAGUAUUAUUGUUGGAGAGACAGAGGAUAUGUCCAGUACGGAAAUUGCUGAGAUGCCACAUGGUCUAGAAGAACAACAGAAAACAAACAAAAUAGUCAAUCCAGAAGCUGUAUCGACAUCAAGUCAGAUAGCACAUGAUUCAUGGCACAUAACCAAAGAUCAUGAAUUAAAAGUCAUUGAGAAUGAGAUGAGAUGUCCCACACCUACUAUAGAUGAGCUGCAUUAUAAUACCAUGGGUACAGGCAGUGCCCUUAACCAAUGCUCUACCCCAACACAGGAUGAACUACCAUCUGACUGUGGAUCUGCUGUUGGUGAGCAAAGUUUUCAUGAGCCAUGUUCAGACCCUUAUGAUAAUGCUGUUUAUAACACGGAAGGACUGGAUUUAGCCGCUCUUAGCCAUAUGAUUACAUGGUUCAGGAAUAGAAAUAAUAAACAGAAGUUAGAUUCUGUGUCAGGCCAGAAUUCAGAGCCCUCACAGCUCAGAUUUUCCACCAACUCUGACAGUAUUUCAAGCCCGUCUAAGGAUGAGGGUAACUGGACAUUUCCUAACAGUGCUUGUCUAUUGAACUCGAUUAAGGGUUUCAGUGGCAGCUCCUCAGACGAUAUUGAGUCAAAUAUGCAAAGUGCUGAGUUCUAUAGGGUGCAGUAUGAGGAUGUUGCUGCAACUGAUCCGUCAAAGGAUGUAAUGUUUCAGAGCAGUGCUGAUGGACUCUAUAAUGCUAUGGAGCCAUACACCAGAGAUUCAAAGUCAACAGGAAACCUUUCAUUUCGCUAUCUCUCAAAGAGUGCAUCACAGGAAAAUUUUCAUUCUAUACAUGAGGACAGUACAGGGAAAGACGAGAAAGAAAAACGAAGCCGAAUUUAUCGAGAGGGAGAAAUUAUUGACACUGAAUCAGUCUCAGCAUCCAAAAUGAAAGAUAAACAACAAGAAAAGGCUUAUUGGAAAUAUGUUUAUUCAAACGAACAAAAGCAUUCAUCAGGGAGCCAUUGUCAACAGAGAGGAUAUCAAGGAUACAUUGAUAAUUUUGAUCAGACUUGGCACUGGAAUGAAGAGGAAGAUCAUGAAUCACAUCACUACCGUAUUAACAGUCAGUUUUUUAGAAAUGAUGACAAAGAGGAAACUAGCACAUCUUCACAAAGCUCUAGCACAUCUUCGAGUGAAAGUGAGCUUGAAUCAUCAUCAUGUAAUGAAUCUUUCAUGAGAAAACGGGAGGGACUUCGAGUAACAGUAGAUUUCAAACGAGGAGAUAGCACCUUGUCUGGUCAUGAGACCCCCAUAUUUACAGUGCUGGGUAAGGGAGAAAAGCAGAGGACCGCUAAGAACUGUCCUAGAAAACCUACACAUUCUAGAACCAUUCAUAACCCAUGCCAUAAAGGCACGCAGCGGUAUGUGGAAAAGUUUCUUCAAAAGUGGGAUGAUCUGCAUCAGGCAGACGAUGAUAUCACUCAGUCUUCAAUGGAUUUGGAGUAUCUGGUCUUUUCAGAUAAAAUGAACAAUAUUCUCCAAUGCUGCAAGUCAAAAAGGCAACAGACAUUGAACAUGGCCUGCAAGAGUCCUGUGACCAUACAGUUUUCAAGUCUUAAUGAACAGGAUACAUCUGAAGAAAUUUGUGAUUCUCUUCCAAUGUUUUCUGAAAGCAAGAUUAAGGUUGUUUUGCCUGAUAGGAAAGAGAGGAGAGCGGCGGAUUCUAGGCACAUGCCUCUUCGCCUCCAAAGGCUCUCCUACAAGAAAGAAAGUGAGGCAGCCUGCUCAAAGAUUUCAGCUAUUACAGCUGAAUGUACAAAGUCAUAUUAUGCAAUGAUGAAAGAUGUUUGUACAAACAAAAAUACUGUCAGGCAAACUGACAGGAUCAAGAAGAAGCAGGAUUCUCCAAAGAUCAGAACGAGUAAGCCCGUUGAACUUUGUGGAAAGAUAAAGGAAGAUUUGUUUGAGCGCCUCCACGAUGAUCUGAAUUCUGUGGUGAGACAGGCAUGCAAGACUAAGUACAGAUUUUUUAUUCUGGUGACAUCAGAGGAUCCUUUUUUCAGAGAGACAAAGGAUCUGUUGGAGAAUGAAGGGCACAUCAGUGUGGAGCCUGAUCAGUUUGACCUAGAGACUAAUACAUCUUCCUCUCCAUUACUCAUCAUUUUGAGGAAUGAAGAUAUUGCCAGUCAUAUCUGCGAGGUUCCUCAUCUACUAGAACUAAAGAAAUCAUCAAGUGUGAUCUUUGCUGGCAUUGAUCAACCAGAUGAUUUUGUGAAUCUGACACAUCAAGAGCUGUUUGGAAAAGGUGGUUUUGUGGUGUUUGAUGGAACAGCCCUGAACAAACUGACACUGGAGAACAUGAAAAAAAUAGUUGUGUUCCUGGAGAAGCUCAGCAAGAAAGGAAAGUGGAAAUGGUUUCUGCACUACAGAGACAGCCGGAGGUUCAGAGAAAAUGCACGGUCACAUCAAGAUGGGCAUGAUAGGAAGCAUUUCCUGGACUGCUGUCAAGAAGCAGGAAUUGUGGAAGUGCUGCCCUACCAUGAAUGUGAUGUGAUCUCACGGGAUCAACCAAACUACUUGCACUGUUUAGUGCGCCUCCAAGUUCAGAAUGCUACGACGCGAUAUCCAGUUUUUGUUUCAGAUGCACCAUGCAAAUCUUUUGAAAAGAAUGGGAUUUUGACAAUGAAUAUGAACACUUUCUUACAGAUACUUUCAAAUGAUUCCUGUACCAUAUGUUAAGUAUUAUAUUAAUUUUGUAUAUAAACUUCCCUUUUAAAUUAUUUUCACACUGCUUAAAAAUGAGAAAUACAGUUUUUGUCAACUUUCCGAAACGUUCACUUUAUGAAACAUCAUAAAUAAAAUAGGUCUUGAAUA